This is a messenger RNA of Tachyglossus aculeatus (Australian echidna), 1656 nucleotides long. RefSeq names its product heat shock protein family A (Hsp70) member 14 (gene HSPA14). The transcript is spliced from 14 exons. The coding region runs from base 18 to 1550 and encodes 510 amino acids. Gene Ontology annotation, cellular component: cytoplasm; ribosome. Gene Ontology annotation, biological process: protein refolding; cellular response to unfolded protein. Gene Ontology annotation, molecular function: ATP binding; heat shock protein binding; misfolded protein binding. The record is from RefSeq and is a predicted model, not a curated record. Lineage: Eukaryota; Metazoa; Chordata; Mammalia; Monotremata; Tachyglossidae.
AGCGCCGCGGCGGUUUCAUGGCGGCCAUCGGAGUCCACCUGGGCUGCACGUGCGCCGGUGUGGCCGUCUACAAGGAUGGACGGGCAGAUGUGGUGGCUAAUGAUGCAGGCGACAGAGUCACACCAGCCAUAGUGGCUUACUCAGACAAUGAAGAGGUUGUUGGUUUAGCAGCGAAACAAAAUAGAAUACGGAAUAUUUCAAAUACGGUCAUUAAAGUGAAGCAAAUCCUUGGCAGAAGCUCUGAAGACCCACAGGCUCAGAAGUACGUCGCCGAAAGCAAGUGCGCCCUCGUUGAAAAGAACGGAAAACUCCGAUAUGAAAUAGAUACCGGAGAGGAGACGAAACUCGUUAGACCGGAAGAUGUUGCAAGACUCAUAUUGAGUAAGAUGAAAGAAACUGCCCAGUCAGCUUUGGGCUCAGAUGUCAACGAUGUGGUAAUUACUGUUCCAUUUGAUUUUGGAGAAAACCAGAAAAAUGCCCUUGGGGAAGCAGCUGGGGCUGCUGGAUUCAAUGUUUUGAGGUUGAUCCAUGAGCCCUCUGCAGCUCUCCUUGCUUAUGGAAUUGGACAAGAUUCUCCUACAGGGAAAAGCAAUGUCUUGGUAUAUAAGCUUGGAGGAACAUCACUAUCUAUCACACUCAUCGAAGUGAACAGUGGAAUGUAUCGUGUACUCGCAACGAACACCGAUGACAGCAUAGGUGGAGUGUGUUUCACAAAGGCUCUAGCACAAUAUUUAGCUUCCGAGUUUCAAAGAUCUUUUAAACAUGACGUAAGGGAAAAUCCUCGAGCCAUGAUGAAAUUAAUGAACAGUGCGGACAUCGCUAAACAUUCCUUGUCAACUUUGGGAAGUGCAAAUUGUUUCGUUGACUCACUCUACGGAGGUCUGGAUUUCGACUGUAAUGUGUCCAGGGCAAGAUUUGAACUUAUAUGUUCUUCACUUUUUAAUAAAUGUAUUGACGUAGUUAAGAAACUCUUAGACCAAGUUGGAUUUGCGUCCGAUGAUAUCAACAAGGUCGUUCUUUGUGGAGGGUCCACUCGAAUUCCAAAGCUUCAACAGCUCAUAAAGGAUCUCUUUCCAACUGUUGAGCUACUGAAUUCUAUCCCUCCUGAUGAAGUUAUCCCCAUCGGUGCUGCCACAGAAGCAGGAAUUCUCAUUGGGAAAGAAAAUUUUUCACUGGAGGAGGACUCUCUGGCUAUUGAGUGUUCGGCAAAAGACAUUUUAGUGAAGGGAAUCGAUGAAUCAGGAGCCGACAGAUUUACAGUCUUGUUCCCCUCAGGAACUCCUUUGCCAGCCCGAAGGCAGCACACUUUUCAAGCCCCGGGAAGCAUAUCCUCCGUUUGCCUGGAGCUAUAUGAGUCACUAGGAAAAAAUUUUGCAAAACAAGAAAAUAAAUUUGCACAGAUUGUACUCCAGGAUUUAGAUAAAAAGGAAAAUGGGCUACGUGAUAUAUUAGCUGUUCUCACUAUGAAAAGGGAUGGAUCUUUACAUGUGACGUGCACAGAUCAAAGCACUGGCAAAUGUGAAGCAAUCACAGUUGAGGUAGCAUCAUAGUACCUCCUACAAAGCCUCAGUUUUUGCUACUGGAAUACCUGUGUUUGAUUUCUGUUUGUUCUAAAGUGAUGUUUAUAUUAAAACAGUUUUUUAAUGAACCUUGAAA